GAAGGGGGAAAAAAAGGCCGAGAGCCGGCCCGCGCGGUCUUUUCCGCGGGCUCCAGUCGGGAAUGUCAAUAGGGAGGAGGAAGGAGCUCCGUCUGGCCAGGUCGCCCCUUCCCUUCUCCCCGCCACGGACCGGGGGCCACGUGACGCGUCUUGGUCCAAUCCGCGGGCCGGGCGGCGGGGUUGCCCGGGUUCCCGCCAAAUACGAGCGUUAGCGGCUGGAACAGCGGCGCCGGCGGGAGGGAGUGGGGGGGAAGUAGCCGCGCGGGGGGUCCGCUCGCCCGCCCGCCGACCAAGAGGCCGACCUUUCCGCCGGUCCCCGACGGGAACCCGAGCCGCCUGGGCCGGGUUCGGAAUGAUGCUGGAGGAUCCCGAAAGCCGGGAACUCAGUCCGGGCAGGAUGGCGGCCGCUGUGGAGUGCAAAGAUAAACCGGCUUUUCCAACAAAGAAAUUAGUACAAGCGCGUUUGCCUUUCAAGCGCUUGAAUCCUGUACCAAAGGAGAAAACCGAUCCCAGUUCAGAAGAUAAGAAAUCCAGUCCUCAGACUACAUCUGUUCCGAAUAAAGUCCCUGCUUUAGAAACCCCGCUCGCGUCCUUCGACCACUUGGAGAAUGACUGUCGGUCGGAUGCUGCCGUAGAGCUCUCGCCAAAACUUGUGAAUGGAAAGGGUCCUCUAGAUAGCUUUGUAACCAAAAAUAUGAAAAACAGUAUCGACAAGGCCGUGGUUGUCAUUGACUUGACAGAAGACUCUAAUGACAGACCGGGCGGUGCCGCGGACCACAGUGAACUCGAUGGUGAAGCAGUUUCACCCAGCGAGACAAUCAAUGGCCACCGCAGCAAAGAGCCUUGGCAGCUGGGCCUGCCGAAUGCCGGUCAGAAUGACAAGUUGCCCGUUUCAGAGGGGACCGACUUGGCACCUCCGAGCAAUGGCUCCAGGGAUCCCGAGAGAAACGGUUCCGUGACAGGUUUGUCCGAAUCCCGCUCUGACAUGGCAGAGCUCCCGGGGGGGCACUCGGAAACCAAGGGGGACAGUUGGAAUGAGGCCCAGGGAGUCAUUUUUAAAGGAAAGAGGCCGGUGGUAGUCUUGCAGGAUAUCCUAACUGCUAAAUCUCCUCAAGUGACGUCUCCGGAGGAGAACACGACCACUUCGGAGAGUGAGGUGAUGGAAUCGUGUCCCGAAGAUGACUCUCGAUUCAGCCCUUCCUCGCUGAGUUCUCCCUCUCCUACCAGCUCACCUGAGAGCCAGCCUGCAUCAGACAAAAGGAAGAACAGCGAUAGUCUCUUAACGGCUACGGCUCCCCUCCGUAAGAUCCCCAAGAAACUCAUCCCAAGUUCUGCAGAGCGGGACAAAUUGAGACUGCAAAGAGAUCAAGAGCGCCUAGGAAAGCAGCUCAAACUCCAGGCGGAGAAAGAAGAAAAGGAGAAGCUGAAAGAAGAGGCAAAACGGGCCAGGGAAGAAGCCAAGAAGAAGAAGGAAGAAGAGAAGGAGCUGAAGGAGAAGGAAAGGCGAGAGAAGCGAGAGAAGGAUGAGAAGGAGAAGGCGGAGAAGCUGAGACUUAAGGAAGAAAAGCGCAAGGAAAGGCAGGAAGCCUUAGAGGCUAAAUUGGAAGAGAAACGCAAGAAAGAACAGGAGAAACGGUUAAAAGAGGAGGAAAAGCGCAUCAAAGCAGAGAAGGCAGAAAUCACCCGUUUUUUUCAGAAACCAAAGACUCCGGCAGCCCCCAAGACCCUCGCUGGCUCCUGUGGGAAGUUCGCCCCCUUUGAGAUCAAAGAGAACAUGGGCCUCGCUCCUCUCUGUCGGGUGGCCUUUGACCAGGAUCUCUCCGAUCAGUUAGACCAACUUCUCCAAGAACAGAGCGACAGAUUCAGUUUCUUGAAGGACCUCAAGUGCCGGGAGCCCCACCAUUCUGGGCCCACCUUGGUUAAUAACCGAAGCGCCGACUCGGUCAACAGCAGUGACAUUGUGAUAGUGGAGAAUGGGAAAGUGGACAAUGUUCCCGAAAGGAGGAAACUGGGCCGGAUGAAGCUCCUGCAGUUUUCAGAGAAUCACCGGCCUGCCUAUUGGGGAACGUGGAACAAGAAGACUGCAGUCAUCCAUCCUAGGAAUCCCUGGUCCAAGGAUGAGAGGCUGCUGGACUAUGAUGUGGACAGCGAUGAAGAGUGGGAGGAGGAGGAGCCAGGAGAGUCUCUGUCCCACAGUGAAGGGGACGACGACGACGAGGGAGGAGAGGAUGAGGAUGACGACGAUGGCUUUUUUGUGCCUCACGGGUACCUGUCCGAAGAUGAAGGAGUGACUGAAGAGUGCGCCGACCCGGAGAACCAGAAGGUCCGCCAGAAGCUGAAGGCCAAGGAGUGGGACGAACUGCUGGCCAAGGGGAAGCGGCUCCGGGUCCUGCAGCCGGUGAAGAUCGGCUGUGUCUGGGAGGCUGAAUGGAGCGGCGGCAGCAGUGCAGAGCGGAAAGCACUGCAGCAUUUCGCCGCCUGCAUCCUGGACUCGGCCCUCCCCGAGGAGUGGGAACAGCUCCAGAGGAGCGGCCGGAAGGGGAGGAAAGACCGACAGAUCCUGAAGCAGUUGCUCCCUCUCUUACACGGGAACAUCAACGGAAGCAAAGUGAUCAUCCACGAAUUCCAGGAAUGCUGUCGGCAGGGAUUGUUCAGCCGAGGGAGCGGCGGCCCCGACAGCGAUGCCGCCGUCAGCCCCGCCAGCCCCGGCCCCUCUCGGCCUCAGACUCCCACCACACCUGCCGAGGACAUAGUCAUCCCCUCCAAAGCAAUCCUCAAGCGGAUUAUUUCCGAGAACUCUGUGUACGAGAAGAGGCCCGAUUUCAGGAUGUGCUGGUAUGUCCACUUGGAGGUGCUGAAAAGCUUUGACCAAGAAGACCUCCCGGUGCCCUGCCAGUGGAAUUACCUGACCCCGGUCCCCUCGGCGGCCAGAGAGGACUCCGGUGGCUCGGGUCCGGGGGCCACCCAGACCCCCCCGGUGUCAGCCAAAAGGAAGUCCACGGGCAGCAUGUCCAUCACCCGGUUCAUGAAGAAGCGGAGGAACGCAGAGAAGGUGGGCACCGUGGAGGCGGACGGGUUUCAGGCAGACACGGAGGAGGAAGAGGAGGAGGAGGAAGAGGAAGAGGAGGAGGAGGACGCCAUCGAUUGCAUGGUGGUGGAUGUGCCGGUCAUCCAAGAUUCCAAGUCUACAUCCAAAAUGGCUCCAGCAUCGGACGGAGCAAUGGAAACUGGGUCCAGCGGGACCCCCCCCACCCUCAGCCCAACAACCUCCGUGCAAAACUGAACCCUGCUCGCCGUUCCCAUCUCCUCACCCCACCUCGUCUCUCUACGUAGAAGUCCCUUAGCUAUCUCAGCUGGUAUUAAGAUAUGUGAACAUACUCUGCCCUUCCUUUGUAAAGAGAAGACAGCACUUUCUUCUGCUUCACUGAUCUCUCAGCAGUGUGAAAGAUUCAUAGGAUGCCUGGUAGAUGCUCCUUUUUAAUGAUUAUUUUAACCACCACCACCCCCCGCCCUUAAUGUCGUAAAGUUUAAAAAAAAAAAAAAGCAUUAUCGGAACUGGGUUGGUCGGCGCAGAGCCACUGUAAAGGCACUGCGAGCAUCCAGCCUGCUGCCAGGGCAGCAUUACGCUUCUGUAAAAUGGUGGAAAUGUAUAAAUGCU
Molecule: messenger RNA, 3658 nt
Organism: Ornithorhynchus anatinus (platypus)
Lineage: Eukaryota; Metazoa; Chordata; Mammalia; Monotremata; Ornithorhynchidae
Gene: CHAF1A
Product: chromatin assembly factor 1 subunit A
Exons: 15
Coding region: 353-3283 (976 amino acids)
Biological process (GO): nucleosome assembly
Cellular component (GO): nucleus; CAF-1 complex
Source: RefSeq, a predicted model, not a curated record